AUGGAUUUUAAAAAGAAUAAUAACAAAAAUAAGGGAAACGAGAAAGAUAAAGAUCAAGGUGGACAGCCAUAUGAAAUGAGAACUCGAACUUUCAACCAAGAUGUAACUCUCAGGUUGAAUAGAGAAAAUUUUAGCCUUCCAAAAAUUCAAAGAAACGGUUCAUUAAAAUACGACGAAGGGCGUGAAAUAUUUGAAGGUGAGAAUACCGAUGAUGAUACCAAAUUAAGUAAAAAGAAACAGAAAGAAGUAUUAAAUUUGAAGAAGUUGUUGGAGAAUAUGGAAAAAUAUAAUGACUUUAAUAAGAAAAGCAAUCAAGGAACAAAGAAUGCAUUAGAUGAAGAAAUGAAAAGAAUUUCUUCUAUGAUGGAUUAUUAUAAGGAUUUAAAAAGCAUGAUUGCAGCUAUCUCCAGCAGCAUAAUGGGAGAUCCAAAUACUCAAGUUGAGAAACUUGAAUUAUUAUUUUUUAUUUUUUAUGAGAGUUUGAAAAGAAAAAGGGAAAUUUUAUAUAUAAAACUUAACAAUAAUUUGUAUGAGUUAAGAAGAAUGGAUGCUGAAAUUAAACAUGAAGAUGAGAACGUAAAAUAUAUGAAUGAGAAGAACCAAGAAUCUCAUGAUGAAUAUAAUGAAGAGGCUGUUAAGAAAAAUUUUCGCUACAUAUCAAAUCUCAACAUCCUAAGUUGUAUAUCUAUAUGUACUAUAUUAAAGUCUAUUACGCCAUCAUAUAAAAUUAUUAUGAGUGAAGAGAAAAACGAAGAGAAUGAUAAUAAUGAUAAUGCUUCCCGUGGAAAUAAUAACAUGCACACGAACAACAAACCAGGGAACCCAACAAAGAAUUUUUCGAAACUAAUAGAAAAUGUGAACAAAGUAGAAAAAUUGAUAGUAAAAUUUUUUAGAAGAUUUUGUAGAUUACUCAAAGAAAAUAUAUCUACUAACCCUAUUGUAUUCGUUAAUUUGUUGUGUGAAUUGGUUGGCGUAAAUUUAUAUUUGUCUAGGGAGGAAAAUUUAUUACAAUACCUUAUAAUUUAUGGGAACCUUGCUGUAUAUAGUAAUAAGAAAUAUAACUGUAAUAUGCAUAUAUUAGGUAAUGUUAAUGAGAUUAAGAACAAAAAGAAAUUUAAGAUAUUAUGUGCAAAAUGUGUGGUUACAAUAAAAGAAAUUAUAGGAAAUGAUAGUAACUUAUUAUUCACUUUAAACUUAGUAGACAAUUUUUCUAAUAUUCUUUUUAAUAACGAAAAGAAUAUUUCCUUAAAUUUGUUAAAAGUGUUUUCUAAUAUAAAUAUAAAGGAAAAGAAGGCGAAUGCACGAACAUAUGCAAAUGAUUCAACAAAUAUACAUGGGGAUAAUAACACGGACUUAAAUGCAAAAAUGAAUAUAGGUGGCGAUAUAAAAGUAGUCGAUGUACAUGCAGAAAAAAUAUUGGAACGUUUAUUUGUAAUUUAUUUAUGUGUAUUAAAAGAAUAUGAAAAACAUCCUCCUAAAAUAUUAAAAUAUUCAUUACGUGCUAUAUCUAGAUACUCGAUGUAUAUAAAUAAAUUUAUCAUGGAUGAUAUAUUAUUUGAAAUUAAAAACCUUGCUGCAAUCAAAACCGUUUCAUCUACAAUAAGAAUUAUAUGUAUAGUCGUUUAUCUAGAAAUAUAUAAUAAGAUGAAUGAUACUAUAUAUGUUGAUUGCUCAUGGGUAGGUAAUAUAAUUUUAGAGUUAUUAGAUCUUUCUUAUAUCCCUAACUCAACUAAUUCUUCCUCAACUAAUAAAGGUACAAGAGGUAAUAAUAAUAAUGGAAAUAAGAAAUCUUCAAAUGAUAGCGAUGCUGAAUCUUUUAAUAGUGAUUUGUAUAAUUCUAUGAAAAAUGAUGCAUACAAAUAUAGUACUGAUUCAGAUGAUAUAGAAAGAAGGUUGACCAAGGGAAUAGAGAAUGAAAAACAAUUAUAUCAUAAGUAUAAAUAUAGUGUUAAGAUAAUAAAAAGUGUUGAUUUAUUGUUAAAAACGAAAAGUUUCACUAUUAAUUAUACUAACUUUAAAUCAAGUAAUAGUGAUUUAUUAUAUAAAAUAAUAUAUCAAUUAUUUAAUAUAAUGGUACAUAUGGAUUUUGAGGUUGGUAUAUUCAUUUUACAAUUUAUUAAUAGUAUAUUUAGUAAGUAUCCAUUAAUUAGGUGUAUAUGUGAAGAAGAAGGAAUUGUUGUUUCUUUUAUGGAUGAAGAUUUAUCUGUUUUCUUUCAUAAUAUUUUAUUACAUUCUAGUUUCUUCAAAGAAUUAUCAUGUGAAGCCUUAAACAUUUCCAUGAAUAAUUCAAAUGAAGAAUAUAAGAAAAUUGUUGAAAAGUUUAUUAAAGAACAAGAAGACAAUGAAAUAGAACAUAAAAUAAUAAAAUUUAGUUUAGAUGUAAAUGAUGAAGAUAUAUUAAACCAAGCACGUUUUAUGAGUUAUGAUCCUAAUGGAAGCAUAAUUUCAGAUAAGAAAAAAUAUGAAGAAAAUAAGAAAAAUGUUGAAAACAUUAUAAAACUUGAUAAAAAAUUUAAGAAAGUUUUAUAUGAACAUAGAAGAAAACCAAAGAAUCCUGUAAACACAAGUUCAAACACAAAUGAUUCAACUAAUAAUGAAUCAUCUUAUGAGUUGACUGUGAAGGAUCUUAUAUAUGUUACCUAUUCUAAAUAUGAUGAUUUAAUUAAAUGUUUUGAGAAAAAACAUAAAAAAGAUGCAACAAAGAAUUGA
Molecule: messenger RNA, 2709 nt
Organism: Plasmodium falciparum 3D7
Lineage: Eukaryota; Apicomplexa; Aconoidasida; Haemosporida; Plasmodiidae
Product: putative NOC3 domain-containing protein
Source: RefSeq, a predicted model, not a curated record